Molecule: messenger RNA, 1979 nt
Organism: Microcebus murinus (gray mouse lemur)
Lineage: Eukaryota; Metazoa; Chordata; Mammalia; Primates; Cheirogaleidae
Source: RefSeq, a predicted model, not a curated record
GGAGCGACGCGCCCGCGAACUUGGCGACGUUCUCGCUGUCUAUCCGCGGCCUCCAGCCCGCUCUGCGCGCCUGCCACUCCUCCCGGGAAGCCUCCGUGACCCCCGCGCACCCACUGCCCCGCUCCCCUCUCUUUCACCGGGGCGCGGCUCUGCUCCAAGCCCCGCCCGCGGGGCCGAGGGCGAAGGCCCCGCCAGGGGCCCCGGGACUGGGGCUCCAGGGCUCCGGGUUCAGCAGAGUGUCCAGCGUCGCCAAGGUGGCGGGUUCGGGGCGCCUCCUGCUCGCGAGGGCCUGGCGGAGUGAGCGCGGCCCCAGGCUCGCCUUGCUCCCCGACCCUGCUCCAGCCCGUUCCCUCCCUCUGGUUGUGGGGAGGAGAGCCGAGCAGAGGACGAGGCGGGCUGCGCUGCGGGCAAGCAAGAUCAGGGGCCCUUGGAGUCGCCCUGCUGCCGCCCGGCACCUGUGUCUGCAGCCUGCACAGACUGUGCGCAGCCCGGUGUGCAGCGGAGCUCUUGGAGUCCAGGCUCCGGGUCCUGAAGAAAGAGCUGGAAGACUACCAGGUGUUCCAGGCCUCGGAAGAGAAGGAGAGCAAGGAGCUCCUGGUGAGCCAGGCACCCCUCAGAAGCAGAUGGCGGCUGAGCAGGAGAAGGUGGGGGCAGAGUUCCAGGCGCUGCGGGCCUUCCUGGUGGAGCAGGAGGGCCGGCUCCAGGGCCACCUGGAGGAGCUGUCCCGGGAAGUGACACAGAAGCACAAGGAGAACCUGACCCAGCUUGCAGGUGAGAUCUCCCAGCUCUCCAAGCUCUGCGGCCAGAUCCAGGAGACAGCCGGAAAGCCUGACCUCGACUUUCUCCAGGAAUUCAAAAGCACACUAGACAGGUGCAGCAAUGUUCCUGGCCCCAAGCCAACCACAGUCUCUUCUGAGAUGAAGAAUAAAGUCUGGAAUGUCUCCCUGAAGACCUUCGUCUUAAAAGGGCUGCUGAAGAAGUUCAAAGAGGAUCUUCGGGGAGAGCUGGAGAAAGAGGAGAAAGUGGAGCUCACCUUGGACCCGGACACGGCCAACCCGCGCCUGGUCCUCUCGCUGGAUCUGAAGAGCGUGCGCCUCGGCCAGCGGGCGCAGGACCUGCCCGGCCACCCGCGGCGCUUCGACACCAACACGCGCGUCCUGGCGUCCUGCGGCUUCUCCUCGGGCCGGCACCACUGGGAGGUGGAAGUGGGCUCCAGGGACGGCUGGGCCUUCGGGGUGGCCCGGGAGAGCGUGCGCCGCAAGGGCCUCACGCCCUUCACCCCCGAGGAGGGCGUCUGGGCCCUGCAGCUCCACGGCGGCCAGUACUGGGCUGUGACCAGCCCCGAGCGCACGCCCCUCAGCUGUGCGCGCCUGUCGCGCGUGCGGGUGGCCCUGGACCUGGAGGUGGGCGCCGUGUCCUUCUACGCCGUGGAGGACAUGCGCCACCUCUACACCUUCCGCGUCAACUUCCAGGAGCGCGUGUUCCCGCUUUUCUCCGUCUGCUCCACCGGCACCUACUUGCGCAUCUGGCCUUGAGGGGCCCUCCUGGGGAGAGUCCCCCUCUCCUGUCUGCCUGUGGGGAGGGUCGUGGCCCCCUGGAUGUAUGCCUCGGGUCUGCCCUCCACACUCUUGCCCCAGGCUGCCUGGCACAACCCUGGAGGCGUGGCACCCAGGGACUGUGGCCGUGCAUGCUUGGGGGCUGUCCCCUCCCUGUGGGCAGCAUGUGGAUUUGGCCAGAGCCCUGAGGAGGUGGAGGCUGGGGAGCACAGGAAGCCAGCUCUUGCUGGGGGUGCUUCCUAUCCCAGGGGCUCCCUGCCCUGACUCAGGGGGGCCUCUGGUUCCCAGGAAUGAGGUCAGGCAGGUCCUGAGCUGCCCUCAGGGUCGGCCAGCCAGGUUCAUCAUCACUUCUCCCUUGCCUUCUUUUUUUUUUUUGGAGACAGAGUCUCGCUUUGUUGCCCAGGCUAGAGUGAGUGCCGUGGC